Messenger RNA from Coffea eugenioides, 693 nucleotides. Its product is annotated as glutathione S-transferase U17-like. Gene Ontology annotation, biological process: glutathione metabolic process. Gene Ontology annotation, molecular function: glutathione transferase activity. The record is from RefSeq and is a predicted model, not a curated record. The transcript is spliced from 2 exons. The coding region runs from base 1 to 693 and encodes 230 amino acids. NCBI's taxonomy places the organism in Eukaryota, Viridiplantae, Streptophyta, Magnoliopsida, Gentianales, Rubiaceae. Gene Ontology annotation, cellular component: cytoplasm.
AUGCCAACAAAUGAUGUAAAGCUUCUUGGUGCUCCUGCAAGCCAAUACGUGAACCGGGUUCAGUUUGCCCUCAAUCUAAAAUCGAUAGACUAUGAAUUCAUCCCACAGAAUAUGAGAGAAAAAAGUGAGCUCCUUCUUAAAUCUAAUCCUGUUCACAAGAACAUCCCAGUACUCCUCCAUGGUGAUAAGCCCAUAUGUGACUCACUGGUGAUUGUGCAGUACAUUGAUGAGUUCUGGUUUGAUGGUCCCUCUAUCCUUCCUUCUGAUCCCUACGACCGUGCCAUAGCCCGCUUUUGGGCAGCUUACAUUGAUGACAAGUGGAUUCCAUUUUUCAAGGAGCUUACAACUGCAAAAGACGAGGAGUCAAAAACAGCAUUGGUGGAGAAAAUAUUUGAAGGUCUAAAACUCUUUGAGGAUGUAUUCGUGAAGGCCAGCAAAGGGAAGUGCUUCUUUGGUGGAGAAACAAUAGGUUUUCUUGAUAUCGUUCUGGGCUGCUACUUGGGCUGGCUAAAGGCUUGGGGAAUUCAGUUAGAUGUGAAUUUUCUUGAUGAAUCCAAGACACCUGCUCUAGUGGGAUGGGCUGAAAGGUUUUCCUCGGACAAAGCUAUUCACGGUAUUAUACCAGAGACUGAGGAACUUUUUAGAAUUCUUCAAAUCAUCCUAGCUAGGGCAGCAGAUGCUGCUUCAAAGUGA